Messenger RNA from Schistocerca serialis cubense, 489 nucleotides. Its product is annotated as 60S ribosomal protein L22-like. The transcript has 2 exons. Bases 1 to 489 code for a protein of 162 amino acids. The record is from RefSeq and is a predicted model, not a curated record. NCBI's taxonomy places the organism in Eukaryota, Metazoa, Arthropoda, Insecta, Orthoptera, Acrididae.
AUGUCUGGUCCUGAUAUUCUAGCCGCCGCCACGGAAGGCCCAGCGGCGCCCCCACCCCCUGCCGCAGGUAGCGCGGGAGAGAAUCGCCAGCUGAGCUCCGACUCGGAGGGCGAAAGUACGACGGAGACCGACGCAGCCCUGGCCCCCGCCCCCGCCCCCGCCCCCGCCCAGCCGACAGCCGCGCCUGCCAGCAGCCCUGCCGCCCAGGCCGGGCCCAGCGCCGACGUUGCCACGCCGUACAGCGAGAUGCGUGAGCUUGCCAUCAAAAAGCAAGUCACGAAUCUUGCCCGCAUUCUGAAGGAAUCAGAAGACGAGCCGAAAGGAAAAAACGUGGACGUCCCGGCCGCGGGAAAUCCAAAAGGCGGCGGAGCAAGAGGCGAAGUCUCAGCCGUGAAAAAGACGAUGACAAGAUGGACGUAUCUGAAGCAGAAGAGUCAGAUACGUCAACCGCAAGCAAAAAGGCAACAACCCCUAAAGCAGAGGACGUAG